CUCCGCACAUAACACGUAUAACCUCCAAAUAGAAAGUUUAAACAAUGCAACGUAAAUGAAAAUCUCAAUGAUGAAGAAGGCCCGUAGAAAUGCAAUUAAUUGUCAAAAUCUCAGUAGAAAGUGACCAUGGGAAAAAUAACUAAAAUGAAUAUUCGACGUGAUUAUUUUACACUGACGUACGCUUUAAUCAUCGGACUGGUGGCUGUGGUUCUUUUUCUCUCUGGCUUUUUUCCAAUUAAAUAUCACGACAACAAUAUUGCUAGCAAUGUUGACAUUCCUGAUCAUGUCAAGCAUAUCAGAAUUAGAAUGGACGAAUUGUACAAACCAAGCGUUAAAAAAAUCGUUUUUAUGAUUAUUGACGCUCUGAGAUGGGAUUUCGUAACAGGCCAUUUUGGGUCUUUAGCAAUGCCUUUCACAGCUGAAUUGAUAAGGAAAAAUGUUUCCUGUUUAAUGCAAGCCAAAAGUGAUCCGCCAACCGUUACCAUGCCAAGAAUCAAGGCAAUGAUGACAGGGUCAGUGUCAAGCUUUGUAGACAUAGCUUUGAACUUUGGGGAUAGUCCAAUCUUGGGAGAUAGUUUUUUAUUGCAAGCUAACAAACAUGGACAUCGUAUAAAUUUUUAUGGAGAUGACACAUGGCUAAAAAUAUUUCCAAAAAUGUUCAAACGUUAUGAAGGAACUAAUUCAUUUUUUGUUAAUGAUUUUACGGAAGUGGACAACAACGUAACACGAAAUUUAGCCAUAGAAUUGGAAAAAGAUGAUUGGUCGAUGUUAAUUCUUCAUUAUCUGGGACUGGAUCAUAUUGGUCAUGUACAUGGUCCUUUUGGCUCUCCCAUUAAACCAAAACUGAAGGAAAUGGACGAGAUUAUCAGCCAGAUUUAUAAACAAAUUCAUCAUUGGAACAAAAAUGGUUUACCAGCACUCUUCGUGGUCUGCGGCGAUCAUGGGAUGAAAGACUCUGGUGGCCAUGGUGGUUCUACUCCUGAAGAAACUCUCGUUCCUUUCCUGGUUAUUGGUGCUCAUUGUCCAUCGAAGCCCAUUCACGAGCCUCACCGUAUUAGUCAAGUCGACGUUGCUUCUAUAUUAUCCGUCAUGCUCGGAACUUCCAUCCCAGCUUCCAACAUCGGAAGUGUUCCACCUGUUCUUCUCAACGGUCGAUCGGAUUCUAGCAAACUUUUCAUUUUGUACUACAAUGCUCAACAAGUUUUGAAAUAUUUUAAAGCUGUACCAGAUUAUGAGUCUAGUCAAGCCUAUAAGUAUUAUGAGGAUGCAGUGAAAUUGCAUGUACAUUGGCUGAGUAGCAAUCAGGAAGGAAGCAAGAUUGUUGAAGAAGCAUUGACCAUGUACGAUGCGGCUUUCGAAAAUAUGAAAGAAUUAUUGAUAAGAAGUACGAUAGAUUAUGAUCUGCACACAAUGACUAUUGCGAUCAUUUUUAUGGGACAUGUCGCUCACAUAAUAGCGAACGGAGAGAUUUAUGAGACACGAGGAUUACUGAAAAAGUUAUGCUGGAUAUUCGGAAGUAUUAUUUCGUACAUUAUUUUGAGAUUCAUUUGGGAAUUCGAAAACGUCACACUGCCAAAAUUGAAAAGUUUUCUAUUGAAUAUUUUUUCUCUCGGGCUCGUUGUGUCGAACAGUAAUAUUGCUGGAAAUAUAUCAUUGAUAAAAUCCACGAAAAAUCAAAUUUCGAGUUUGUAUGGGAAGAAGGGUUUAUUCAUCCUGGGUAUGUUUGCCUAUGUCGCAAGUCUGACUAGUACUAGUUUUAUCGAAGAGGAGCAUCAAAUAUGGUACUUCUUUUGGGCAACACUCUUGAUACUUUUAUUUCUUGAAGUCGUGAGAAAUAAUUUGAGUCCGAAACUCGGAAUAGAAAUAAUGCUGAGUCUCAUAUUACAUCGGGUAUUGAGAAAAUUGAACAGCACGGGCAACAAGUACGCGCAUUUGCCUGAUAUUGGAAAUUUUCUCAAAAACCAAGAAGAUAAUACGGCUGUGACAAUUCUACUUAUUGUUGCACUCGGUCUCAUGGUGUGCAUCGGUUACGUUUGCGAGCAUAGAAAAUAUAGAGUAAUAACUUCGACUCUACAGACCGGAGCUUUUAUUUGUGUAUAUCUUCGUCAUAUGGUGACUGGAAGUGUCGCUAAAUUACCACUUCCUUUUAAUUCCAAUGGUGUUUUCGUGGUUCGAAUCUUUUGGAUCAUAACAAUGUUAUAUAUUUUAUUUUGGGUUUAUCGACUUUUUCGAACGAGAGUCACCUUUUUGGCUAGUCAGUUUUUCCUCGCUGUGCUCGAAUCGUGGAUAUUAAUUUCGAGCAUUUUGCACAGACCGCACAACGUCAUUUUGUUGCCGAUGCAAAUUUUAGUUAGUCGUGUUAUGCACGAUAUAGUGAGAGCCAACAAGAGCGGAGAGGAUAUCAUAUUGUACGUUUAUUUGUGGAUGGGAAACGUAUUUUACUUUUAUCAGGGGAAUUCAAACAGUUUGGCCACUAUUGACGUAGCUGCUGGUUUCGUCGGAAUGGAGACCUAUCAGCCUCUAAUGGCCGGUAUAUUUUUAUCAAUAAACACAUAUUCUGCGCCGGUGUUGGCUUAUUUGAUACUCAUCUAUCGUAGCACCGUUUCCGAGAAGUCAAAAUGCUACAUGAGAAAAAUUUUAUCGAUAAACCGACGAUGUGCCUUAUGGCGAUUUCUUCCUCUAGCCAUAUACUCGAUAAUCGUGACCAUCCAACGAUUUCAUUUGUUUGUUUGGACAGUAUUUUCACCAAAAGUACUCUAUGAAGCGAUGUAUUGCGGAGUAAUGUUUACAUUUAUUUUGAUCAUGCAGACCGUAUGCUUUUACGCGUCACCGAAGUAAAUGAAGUUUUGAAGGAAAAAACGUAACGUAUUUCAAUUUUGUCUUUCAUAAAAACAAUAUGGAGAAAAGUGUAUUCUUGUAUUUGCUGAGCUACGAGACCGAGGGGUGUAAAUGACACAUUGUAGUCCUGCUGGGAAGCGAUUCUGUUGGGACGAUUAUUUGUUACAAUGCGUAAAGUAAUCUAGCGGUAUUCAAAUUCCAUGAAAAAGUCGAAUAAUGAUUGGGUAUAGUUAGUGAGAUCAAGCAAUAAGACUCUUCGUACUUUCCGGUCUCAAUGAUACAUUAGAUUUGUAACUAAGUAAAAUUAAAAUACAGCAAUCAUUUCGUAACGCUCGAAAUACUUUAUUCACUGAUACAGAGUUUAGAAUUAUUAGCGACCGUACGAGUCUUAAAUUUAUUUUGAUCUAAAUUUAUGUUGAACCUCGAAUCGGGGGUAUACACAAUGUAUUCUAAGAAAUAGCAUUAAAAAAAACAAUAUAAUCGAAA
Molecule: messenger RNA, 3324 nt
Organism: Venturia canescens
Lineage: Eukaryota; Metazoa; Arthropoda; Insecta; Hymenoptera; Ichneumonidae
Gene: PIG-G
Product: phosphatidylinositol glycan anchor biosynthesis class G
Exons: 12
Coding region: 127-2838 (903 amino acids)
Biological process (GO): GPI anchor biosynthetic process
Cellular component (GO): endoplasmic reticulum membrane
Source: RefSeq, a predicted model, not a curated record